GAGAGAAAAAGAAGAAAAAUAAAAUCAAGCGUCGCUGGCAGCCACAAAAAUAUUGGGUGGCCGUAGGUUAACUCCAUGCACACGGCAUAAGUAACGUUCAGUCAGCCUCUAGAAGUCGAUCGUGAUCGUGGCUUAAGCACUCAGCACUCAGUUGUGCCCCAGACUCAGUCUCCAGUCUCCACAGUCACCAGUCUCCACAGUCCUCAGUCUCCACAGUCCUCAGUGUCUAACCCUGUGCGUCUUUAAAGCCCGUUGAAAAAAAAAUAAAUAAAAUAAUAAUAUAUAUAUAUAUAUAUAUAUAAAAUAAAAAAUAAAUAGAGAGAAAUAUCGUCGUGAAUUUUUUGUACGUUUCGCGCGUUUUUGGAAAAGAUAUUCAAUUUUUUUUUUUUUAAUUCAAGUUUUUUUUAAUAUAUAUAUACACACAACGCACACACACAAAAUGAAGUACUUCAACAUCUGCCUGCUUUUCAUUAUCUGCGCACUGUGCUACGGACUGGUGGCGGCCCAAGAGGAGGGCGCGCCCGCUGGCAAUGCAUCGCCAGCGAAGAGAAUCGCUGCACUGCGUCGCCCCGUGGGCAAGGCGGCCAAGCCGACGACAACAACAACGGCGGCGCCCGCGCAUGACGAUGCUGCCGAGGAGGAUGAGUACAAUGAGGAUGCCGGCGCCGGUGAGCAUGGCCAGUAUGGCGAUGAGCAGGACGAGGCAGCGGCCAGCUCCACAACGACCACAACCGAGCCGCCCAAAAAGGUGGGACCCGUCAUUCGUCCCUUCCGCUCCAACGAUGAUUUCCUCAACUCGCUGAAGCGCCGCCAGCAGAACGCCAAGAAGCAUCGCAGCGAGAAGACGCCCGCCAGCAAGCCGGCCAAGAAGUCCGACGAUGAGGCCAACGCCGAAGAGGAGGAGUCCGCCGGCGGCAAUGCAGCGCCAGCGCCCGCACCAGCUGCCCCGGCCAAGAGCUACAAAAGCAAUGCAGCACUCAGCCGUCGCAAGCUGGCCAAGCCCCUGAAGGCCGCCCAGCCGGAGCCCGAGGUGGACGCCGCUGCCGAGGAAUCCGAGCAAAAGGAGGAGGAGCAGCCAAAGCCCAAGCGUCCACUCAACAGCCGCUUGCCCUUGAGGAAGCGCAACUAAAAUAUAUAUAUAUAUAUAUAUAUAUAUAUAUAAAUAUAUAUAUAAAUUAACCGUUAUCUGACACACACACACAAACACACACAGACACAUCUCCCACUCUCUGACUGUCUCCCUUCCUUUCGCUCUCUCUGUUUCCCUCUCGCUCACACUCACGGCUAGCUAUGGGCAGCUACAGAUCUGCCGCUUAGUUUUUAGUACACAAUUUGAUUUUUAGUGUGUGUGUGCGUGCGUGUGUGUGCGGGCGUGUGUGUGUGGGUGUUUUAACAAAAUUUAU
This is a messenger RNA of Drosophila virilis, 1403 nucleotides long. RefSeq names its product myristoylated alanine-rich C-kinase substrate. NCBI's taxonomy places the organism in Eukaryota, Metazoa, Arthropoda, Insecta, Diptera, Drosophilidae. The record is from RefSeq and is a predicted model, not a curated record.